Oryzias melastigma (Indian medaka) is the source of this 3453-nucleotide messenger RNA. RefSeq names its product vomeronasal type-2 receptor 1. Gene Ontology annotation, molecular function: G protein-coupled receptor activity; olfactory receptor activity. NCBI's taxonomy places the organism in Eukaryota, Metazoa, Chordata, Actinopteri, Beloniformes, Adrianichthyidae. The transcript has 13 exons. The record is from RefSeq and is a predicted model, not a curated record. Gene Ontology annotation, cellular component: membrane. Gene Ontology annotation, biological process: G protein-coupled receptor signaling pathway.
UGACAGACAUGAACAGACAGGUCGGAUACAUGGCAGACCUGCACUCAUGGGGCAGGGCUGAUUUGGGUACAGUUGCUGUUCUGUAAUGGCCUGUUUUCUAGAUGGUACAAGUUGCCACCUGCAGCUGACAAUUAAAUCAUGGCCUCUAGCAGUUUACCUAAAGCACACAGCCAUGAAAUGUGCUGCAGGACUGUUGAAAUGGGAUCAAUUGUGGGUACAUUUCUAGGAAAUUGGAUGUGUUUAGUUGUGUAAUUAUAGUUUUGACACUUGUGUGUUUCUGAGAAGGAAAAAAACAAUUUUCUUCCAUGUUUUUAGUGUUUUCUAAAAUAAAAACAAUUUUAAAGAGAUGAAAACUCUAUGAAGUAUCCCUCUUUUAGUACACUCCUGCAUCUGCUUUGAUUCUGUUUGUGGCGCUUUUCCCCUGAGAGCAGAUGAGACACCUGUCUCAUGCUGCAGCCUUGUUUGCCGCCUGCUCCGGUGAGAGCUUCCUAAACUUCUCCGAGCCGUCACAAAGGAUGGAUAUCAGAGGCUUUGCUCUCGGAUUCUGUGCCCUUUUUUGUCUUCACGGAUCCGUCUCGGCUGUAUCCACCUGCAAACUGAAGGCCAAGUUCAACCUGAACAGCUACAAAGAUGUGGAGAAGAAGAAGGUCGUUAUUGGAGGAAUGUUUCCAGUUCACAAACGCAUCGCCUCCAAUGAUGGGAACACUUCCAGGGUGCCUGUGUCCUCAGGAUGUGAAGGAUUUAACUUCCGUACCUUCCGCUGGACCCAGACCAUGCUGUUUGCCAUCGAUGAAAUUAACAGGAGGACCGACCUGCUGCCCAACACCAACCUCGGUUACGUCAUCUACGACUCCUGCUUCACCAUCUCCAAGGCGGUGGAGGGGACUCUGACCUACCUGACGGGCCAAGACGAGGCAGUACCCAACUACCGCUGCGGUAACGGGCCUCCUCUCGCUGCCCUCGUGGGCGCUGGUGGCUCCGACCUGUCCAUUGCCACGGCCAGAAUACUUGGCCUUUACCAUUUCCCUCAGGUCAGUUAUUCCUCAACGUGCUCCGCUUUGAACAACAAAUUCCAGUUUCCCACCUUCCUGAGGACCAUUCCCAAUGACCAGCACCAGUCCACAGCUAUGGCCCAGAUGGUGCUCCACUUUGGCUGGACAUGGGUGGGCAUCAUAGCUGCAGAGGACGAUUACGGCAAGUAUGGCAUCAAAGAUUUCAAGGAGCAGGUGGAGGAAGCUGGUGUGUGCAUCUCCUUUUCUGAGACCCUGCCAAAGGUGAGUUCCCCUGCAGCCAUCCAGAGCGUUGUUCAAACUGUAGUUGAGUCCACAGCCAAGAUUAUUGUGGUGUUCUCGUCAGACGUGGACCUCAGUCCGCUCAUCUCUGAGCUACUUCGUCACAAUGUCACCAACCGCACCUGGAUCGCCAGCGAGGCCUGGAUUACCUCUGCUCUCAUCAACCAGCCAGGGGUGAGCCCAGUGUUAGCUGGAACUCUGGGUUUUGGGGUGAAGAGGGCUGAGAUACCUGGACUUCAGCGCCAUCUGCUGGAUCUGGAUCCAUUCGCUGACCCACUCACUGAGGAAUUCUGGGAGACGUUGUUUAAUUGCACGCUGGACUAUGGCAAAGCUCUGAGAUUGGCCCGAGAGGUGAACAGCACUUUGUCCAGAGCGGGGGUACCUGAUGGGUUAUGUACUGGGACCGAGUCUGUGGCUCAGCUUGGAAACACCUACUCCGAUGUUUCCCAGUUACGAAUCACUUACAGUGUUUACAAAGCCGUGUAUGCCGUGGCCCACGCCCUGCACCAUCUUGAGCACUGCGAACCAGGAAACGGGCCCUUUGUGGGGAAAAGCUGUGCAGACAUCACCAACUUUGAGCCGUGGCAGCUGAUGUACUACCUGAAGAACGUGCACUUCAAAGUGCCGAACACAGACGAGGACAUCUACUUUGUCGACGGGGACAUAGAGGGCUACUAUGACAUCAUUAACUGGCAGCUUGGAGGUGACGGGGAGAUAUCCUAUGUCACUGUGGGCCACUAUAAUGGAUCCGCAGCUCCAGAGGACAGACUGCACAUAAGGAAUGACUCCAUUGUCUGGAACAAUGACGCGUCAACGCCUCCGCGGUCAGUGUGCAGCGAGAACUGCCAGCCCGGCACCAGAAAGGGGAUCCGGCAGGGGGAGCCCGUCUGCUGCUUCGACUGCAUCCCGUGUGCCGAUGGAGAAAUCAGCAACACCACCAAUGCUCGAGAAUGCGUCCUGUGCAGCGGUGAUUUCUGGUCCAACGACGCCCACGAUGCCUGCGUGCCCAAAAUCAUAGAGUUCUUGGCUUUUGGAGAACCCCUGGGAAUCACCCUCAUAGUCAUUGCUGCAUUCGGAGCUUUACUCACCAUCGCUGUUGGGGUUGUUUUAAUUCUGAACAUUAACACUCCUCUGGUCAAGGCCAAUGACGCUUUGUUGAGCUUCUCGCUGCUCUUCUCCUUGAUGGUGACCUUCCUUUGCUCCAUCGUUUUCCUGGGAGAGCCUCAGCACUGGAGCUGCAUGACAAGUCAAGUAGCUUUAGCUCUGGGGUUUGCUCUCUGCCUUUCCUCCAUCAUGGGUAGGUCACCAGAAGAAGUUGAACUACUUUUCUCUUUGAACAUCGAUUUUAGCUUCAUGACUAUAUUCGAAUCAACUUUAAACUCAAUUUUCAGGUUUUUUUGGUAACCUUUCUCCAUUUUGGUUCAGGCCGUAGCGUGCACGGUGUGGCUCAUCAUCCUCCCUCCACACCCCGUCAAGAACACCUCGGCUCAGAACAUCAAGAUUAUUCUUGAGUGCGACGAAGGCUCCAUCGUCUUCAUUUGUUGCAUCUUUGCAUAUGACAUUGUACUGGCUCUACUGGCUUUUGUCUUCGCCUUCAUCGCUCGGAAACUCGAGGACCACUUCAGUGAGGCUAAAUGCGUGACCUUCGGGAUGCUGGUCUUCUUCAUCGUGUGGAUCUCCUUUGUCCCGGCCUACCUCAGCACGAGGGGCAAGUUCAUGGUUGCUGUCCAGAUUUUUGCUAUCCUGGCCUCCAGCUUUGGCCUGCUGUUCUGCAUCUUCCUCCCCAAGUGCUACAUCCUUUUGGUGAAACCCGAACGCAACAAGGAGGAGAUGAUGAAGCCUCGACCCAAACCGCGUGACGGUACAGCCACUGGGACCUCAGCCUCCCUCGCCACAGCUGCUACGGAGAUCAAUGCAUCCUUUGCAUCCACUGCUGUCGACGAUCAGGAGAAAAAUAACUAAUUACAAUACAUUGUUCAGAAAAUCAUUUGGUAUCCUAUAGGUAAAAUCUGUGAUUCAAAAAAUGCAAAGUUAUUUUAAGACUUAGAGUAAGUCCUCUUAAGAUUAAUAGAUGUCUGUACUUGAAGAACAGAUCAAAUCUUUUCCUUUAGUAUCACUGUAACAUAUUUUCUUUUCAAAAAAUAAACAUAUUUUAGCGUUU